Anopheles stephensi (Asian malaria mosquito) is the source of this 5321-nucleotide messenger RNA. RefSeq names its product vinculin (gene Vinc). Gene Ontology annotation, molecular function: structural molecule activity; actin filament binding. NCBI's taxonomy places the organism in Eukaryota, Metazoa, Arthropoda, Insecta, Diptera, Culicidae. Gene Ontology annotation, cellular component: actin cytoskeleton. The transcript has 5 exons. Gene Ontology annotation, biological process: cell adhesion. Bases 2052 to 4943 code for a protein of 963 amino acids. The record is from RefSeq and is a predicted model, not a curated record.
AUUCACAGUGGAUAGCGCGGAGUAUAAUUAUCGAUGACCGAAUGUGGUGUGAAGAACAAUUGUUUAUCUCGGUGGAUUUUCCGUCGGUGGCCGGUGUUGGUUAAAACAGGACAUGACCUCAGAAUGUAUCUCAGUGGGAACAGCGAAAAUGUGACAAUCCGUUUCCGUGCUGAACCAGAACCCCCCCCCCCCCCCCCUGAGUUGAAGUUAUCGCGUUUCUCGCGAUAAGCAUGCCCAACACACACACACCUUUGGCAUGGUUGUUGAUUUUGUUACGAAAUGUUGAUAAAGAAGUUGGCCAUCGGAGAGAUGUUCGUGAGCAAGGAAGGCAGGAAAGAUAGGUUUAAAAUUGAUAAAACCGUUGAAUCACUCGUAUAAGAAUGAAAAGUUGCGUCCAACAUUCCUGCAAAGGCUUCAUUAUCAAUAAUUUCGCUGGUAUCUGUGAGAAACUGUUUGCCUAUCAAUAUCAUCCAUCCCUUUCUCUCAAUAAUUUGUAAUCCCACAUUGGAAAACUUCCUAGUGACAAAUAUUUUACUCGCACUUAGCAGAAGAUCAGAAAAAGAUUUUCGGGAGUCAAUCGAAAUUGAUUUGAUGUCUAGUGGACCGAUCGCCAUACCUUUUCUAUUCCGGCCAGUAGAACUUGAUGGCGAUCAACGGUGUUGGGCGAUCCGAACAGCCCCCAUCCUGAGCACAAUGAUUCAUGUUCUUAACACCGCCAAACCAAGUGUUUGUGCUGAUUGUUAGAAAUUUAUUCCUCUACUCUUGUACAUCCGCCUACCUCCCCCCCCCCCCCCCUGUAAAUCUCACGAGAUAACAGCGUGUGCGGGGGUUAGGGUUUGUGCCUCUUCUAAUAAUAACCAACGCCCAGCACUAAUACUGGAUCUAAUUAGAAAGAGCGAGUUUCCUUUUUGCGAGCGUUUCGGAUAUGGAUUUGAAGGGAGGCAAUAGAAGUUGAGAAUAUUGAUUUUUUUUCACACACACCCAAACGUAAACGGUCGUAAUAUUGUACCCCAUUCCUCCUACCAAAUGUAGCAAAUAGCAGCAGAUGGGGAGAAACAUUAGAACAGCGCGCCCUUCCCGCUUAUCGAAUGAGAAAAGGGAAAUUGUUUGAAGCUUAUUCGCUUCUUUUUUUAAAUCACAAUUGAUUCACGAUCUUCUCGCUCCUUGGACGGGGAGUGCAAAAACAAAAAAAAAAAUGGUUUCAAAAAUAAGCAACCUUCAAAAAUACAAGCGAGAAACAAAACGGAGGUGAAUAAAUAGACUUCUUCUCAGCACACACACGACGACGGUACGUGCGGUAUGGAACGCGUCACAUAAACAAUAUUUUUGCAGUAUUUAUGCUUGAUGACCACCACCACCACCACCACCACCACACUACCGAUGUGUGGUUCUUCUAGGGCCGUUGUUCACCUCCAGUAGAUCAUUGGGCCUAACCGCGCCUGUGUGCUGCCUACUUGCGAGUUUUCCUUGACUGGCCUGGCAUCGCGAUCAUACCCUUGCUCCGGUGUGUGUGUGUGUGUGGUCUUGCUUUUACUUCUUUCUCUAUUAAUAAACACGAACGAAGGCUGCUUUUCCCCCUUCGUUCGAGGAUGUGGCCCUCGGAGGGUGGUCGGUCACCUGUGUUGUCUCGACCGUCAACAAACCCUGCGGACCUUACGGAGACCACUACUACUUCAUCUCCUUCCCGUUUGACAAUGAGUUUACUCCUCCGCGAAGGCUGAAACGGCGGUGGGCGAUCACAUGAUCUUCCAUCCAUGUGCGUGCUACGGAAGCGAGGACAAAAUGGCCAAGUGUUCCUGAGGCAGACAGUUGGUGCGCGAGACUUGUAACCUCCUUGUGAAUCUUCCGGUUGAAUGAUUCCCGGGGCUGGAAACUGAAACACAUACGCACACACACACGCGGACGACGCGGACUCCCCCCCCCCCCAACGAGGCGACGACGAGUUCGAGCGAUCGAUACACACACACAGGCACACCGGCGCAGUAACCUGCAAUUGCAUCAUCUCCCCAUACCCUAACCGCAGAUCGCAGAACAGCAGCCACAGCAGCAAAAUGCCUGUCUUUCACACAAAAACCAUCGAGAGCAUCUUGGAGCCAGUGGCCCAACAGGUGUCUCGGUUGGUCAUACUUCACGAAGAAGCUGAAGAUGGCAACGCGAUGCCCGAUCUCGGCAAACCAGUGCAGGCCGUAUCGCUGGCGGUGACGAACCUGGUGCGCGUCGGGCGAGAGACCAUACAGAACUCGGACGACGAUAUACUGAAGCAGGACAUGCCCGCAUCGCUGACCCGAGUCGAAACGGCCGCACAGCUGCUGGAGGAAGCAUCGCUCAUGCUACGAUCCGAUCCAUUCUCCGGACCGGCUCGGAAGAAGCUGAUCGAGGGUUCGCGCGGCAUCCUCCAGGGCACGUCCUCACUGCUGCUCUGCUUCGACGAGUCCGAGGUGCGCAAGAUCGUGCGCGAGUGUAAGCGCGUGCUCGACUAUCUGGCCGUCUCGGAGGUGAUCGAUUCGAUGGAAGAUUUGGUGCAGUUCCUGAAGGAUCUGUCCCCGUGCCUGAGCAAGGUGACGCAUCAGGUGGGCGCCCGCGAGAAGGAACUCACGCAUCAGGUGCACAGCGAGAUUCUGGUGCGCUGUCUGGAGCAGCUGAAGAUCCUGGCGCCCAUUCUGAUCUGCAGCAUGAAGGUGUACAUUCUGAUCGCGGAACAGAGCGGCAAGGGUUCGGAAGAGGCGGCCGAGAACAGGAACUACCUUGCGUCGCGGAUGAGCGAGGAGCUGCAGGAAAUUAUUCGCGUGCUGCAGCUCACCACGUACGACGAGGAUCAGAGCGAGCUGGACAAUCUGACCGUGCUGAAGAAGAUCCACAACGCAAUCAACAACAAGCUGGAGGCGGCCAACGAAUGGUUGCGCAAUCCGUACGCGCUGCGGGGCGGCGUUGGCGAGAAAGCGUUGCGCCAGAUCGUGGAGAACGGGCUGAAGGUGGCCGACCGCUGCUUGCCGCAGGACUCGCACAUUCUGCGCAAGCUGGCCGGAGACAUCACGGCGAUGACAAACACGCUGUGUGAUCUGCGCCAGGAUGGCAAAGGCACCACACCGCAUGCGGACAACAUCGCGCGGGACAUCCGCGACAAGCUCGGCAGCCUGGAGCAGUCCGUGCUGAACGCGAUCAUGGGCGUGGACAAGGCGGGGCUUCAGCAGACGGCGCAUACGGUGCAGGGUCGGUUGGAGCAGGCCUGCCGUUGGUUGCAGAACCCGGCCCGUGACGAUCGCGGUUUGGGUGUGCGAGCGAUCGCGCUGAUCGUGGACGAGGGUCGACGUGUGGCGGACGGACUGGGUGGCCACCAGAAGGCGGAGAUGGGCCAGCUGUGCGACGAGGUCGAGCAGCUAGCGCACGACUUUUCGCAGCUGUGUGCCAACGGCUUGGGACACACGCCGCAGGCACAGGAGCUGGCCCGCCGAUUGAAUGAGAAGCUGCACGGGUUGAAGAAACAGAUCCAGGAUGCGGUUGUGAACCGUGUCGUGGAGGACUUUAUCGAUAUUUCCACUCCACUGAAGCAGUUCAUGGAAGCGGUGGCACAACCGGAAGGAACGCCGGGCCGUGAGCAGAACUUCAACCAGAAGUCGAACCGACUGCAGGCGUUCAGCAACCGUGCCUCGAAGACGAGCCGAAUGGUGGCGGCGGGCGGGUCGGGCGGCAACAAGAAGCUAGCGGAGGGGCUGCUCGCCUCCGCGAACCAGAUCGACAGUCUGACGCCUCAGCUCGUAUCGGCCGGCCGGAUCCGGAUGAACUAUCCGACGAGCAAAGCGGCCGAGGAGCAUUUGAACAAUCUGAAGCAGCAGUACGCCGAUACGAUCCUGCGUAUGCGCACGCUGUGCGACCAGGCGACGGAUCCGGCCGACUUUAUCGAGGCGUCCGAGAAGCAGAUGCAGAAACAUUCGAUCCUGUGCGACGAUGCGAUCCGCACCCGGCAGCCGCAGAAGAUGGUGGACAACACGUCGAGCGUGGCACGGCUCGCCAACCGCGUGCUGCUCGUGGCGAAGCAGGAAGCGGACAAUUCGGAGGAUCCGGAGUACAUCGGUCGGCUGAAUGGGGCGUCAGAUCAGCUGCAAGCCUCCAUCUCGCCGAUGGUGCAGGAAGCGAAGAACGUUUCGUCCAACAUAAACGAUCCGGUGGCCGCUUCGAACUGGCGUGAAGCUAACCGGGCGUUGCUGCAAAGCGUGCGGAACGUCCGCGGUGCGGUAACGCACGCACCGGCCGUACCGGAGAUGCCGGAUCUUUCGCAGCUGCAGUUGAACGAAGCUGUUCCGCCACCGCGGCCACCGCUGCCACGCGAGAAUGUGCCACCGAUGCGUCCGCCGCCGCCGGUUGCCGAAACGGACGACGAGGACGAUGUGUUCCAGGCGGGCAGCAUGCCGCACGCGAACCAACCGAUCCUGAUGGCGGCCCAUGGGCUGCACCAGGAGGUGCGCCAGUGGUCGUCGAAGGACAACGAAAUCAUUGCCGCCGCCAAGCGCAUGGCCGUGCUGAUGGCCCGACUGUCCGAGCUGGUGCGAGCGGACUCGAAGGGCAGCAAGCGGGAGCUGAUCGCGACGGCCAAGCAGAUCGCCGAAGCGUCGGAAGACGUGACGCGCCUGGCGAAACAGCUGGCCCGCCAGUGCACGGACAAGCGCAUCCGCACCAACCUGCUGCAGGUGUGCGAACGCAUCCCGACGAUCGGCACGCAGCUGAAGAUUCUGUCCACCGUGAAGGCCACCAUGCUGGGCGCGCAAGGUUCGGAGGAGGACCGCGAAGCGACGGAGAUGCUUGUCGGAAAUGCGCAGAAUCUCAUGCAGAGCGUAAAGGAAACGGUCCGUGCGGCGGAAGGUGCCAGCAUCAAGAUCCGGUCGGAUCAAACCAACCAACGGCUACGCUGGAUGAAUUCAACGGACGUAAUAGUGGGGAUUGUCUAGUUAGUGGGACAUCCGUGAUAAUAGUACAUGGUGCAACGGGAAGCAACAAACCAACACCAAGGCAAGCUAGUAAGCAACAUGAUGGUUCCUCUCAGCGAUGGCAGCAGCAGCAGCAGCAGCAGCAGCAGCAGCGGCAGAAUCGGAAUAUGUUCGUUGCAACCGUUGCAGCAAAGAAGAAACAAAGAAGUAAUUUCCUAACUCAAACCAGCACACGAAAGGAAGGAUAGAAUUGUUGUAACUAUUAACAAGUGCCUAUUUAUUGUUGUAAUACUGACGCAACACACCACACGCAAUUGCAUUCUAUGUUCUCUUUUUCUACCAAUUGUUUUUGUUUUCUCUUCGAUCUAUAGUGAGAAAAUAUAUUUUAAACCAUUACUA